CAGCUACUGCUGGGCUGCCCUCUCUUCUCUUGGUCUUCACCCUGCAACCCCUACUGCUUAACAUUGUAAACACGCCUGCUUCUCUUCAUUGCUGUCAUGGACGACGCCUUUGCAGGCUUUCCGAGUCCAGGUCGUAAAUCUGUCCGGCGCACGUACUCGCAUCGAGGACAAUGCUUGGCUGACGCACUUGCAUCGCCAGGCCUGCCUACACCUCCAGCUUCCUCUUCUCCGCCUGCAUCGCCUGCUGUCAUGUCUCGCUACGUCAACUUUGGCACACAACCAGCUUCAGCGCUCGGCAUCCUAACAGAUCGCUCCAACGCCUACUCAUCGAUAUCGCAGACACGCCAACAACAACAUCAUCAACAAACGAAGUCUGCGCAGCUUGUCAAGAAACGCAAGCGAAUAGAACCGUUGUCUUCGUCAUCUGACAAGAAGCCUUUGGUUCAGAUGCAGCUCAAUUUACUACCUGCACGCGUGACGUGUGCCGCGUGUGGCAUGUCAUACACCAGGACCGUUGCUGUUGAUAUGGAAUUGCACGCAGCAUUUCACAAAGCCGCCUUACAUGGUGUUGCCCUUCCAGCAUCCCUUGCAAACUUGUCCUCGACAUUGAGCAAGGGCGUGCAAAUGCCUAGCAUCAAGGGCGCCAUGCUAAACCUGAUUGCCUAUCGUUCCGCAAGACCCGGUGAACGAGCCUUUGUCAAACGCGUUUGUGAGAUGGUCGAUGUUGAACUCGGCUCAACGCUUCCACCAUUGGAGAAGACGGCCUUUACCGCAUUCAUUUGUUGUCUUGCUGGUCGCUGCAUUGGAUUUCUUCUCGUCCAGCAAAUCACGGAAGCCAUGCCCAUGACCAGCGAGCAUGAACUUGACUUGACGCGCACGAGGAAAGCAGUGCUUGGUGUGAAUCGUAUGUGGACAGUCAAGUCGUAUCGCGGCAAGGGUGUCAUGCGCGCUCUCCUCGAUUUCGCUCGAAUGAAAUUGGUGUUUGGGUGUCCGGUGGAUAUUCAUGAAGUUGCCUUUACGCAGUUAAGUGGGUCUGGCGAGAUGCUUGCCAAGGCGUACACGGGGACAAAUGAGCCGUUGAUUUACAGGGACUAGUCGCGAGCUGUGUGGAGUACAUGAGUAUCAUAGUUUCUACGAGUAACACUACAGACAAAGAGCUACAGCAAACAAGACGAGACCCAAGCCGGCCGAUUGCAGUGACGAUGCACCACCCUGAGAAACAACGAUCGAGCUCGUGUUGGAAGUACUCACGGUGUUUGCCUCCACUGCGGGCACACUCGCACUGUUUGAGACUGCAUUGACAUUCGACACAACAGAUGCAGGUGUCACGA
Molecule: messenger RNA, 1331 nt
Organism: Protomyces lactucae-debilis
Lineage: Eukaryota; Fungi; Ascomycota; Taphrinomycetes; Taphrinales; Protomycetaceae
Product: ESCO1/2 acetyl-transferase-domain-containing protein
Exons: 1
Coding region: 97-1095 (332 amino acids)
Biological process (GO): mitotic sister chromatid cohesion
Cellular component (GO): chromatin; nucleus
Molecular function (GO): protein-lysine-acetyltransferase activity
Source: RefSeq, a predicted model, not a curated record